AUGACUUCGAAAGGAUAUACAUUGGAAACAAUUCAUGAUAUCAUAAAAUGUACAAUAUGUCUCAAUAGUCCAAAGAAUCCUAGAUUCUGUCCGACUUGCUCUGCUCUCUUCUGUCUCGAGUGCAUCGACAAAUGGAUUACAACCAACCCAACAUGUCCGGCAUGCAGAAACAGAUUGGAUCACGACAAUCUAAGUUCAAAUCUUAUUGUUUCAAAUAUUCUAAAUGAACUAAGUAAAUCACAGGAAUACGUUCAACCGGAUCUUUGUAAUAUUCAUCAUUACGAUAUGAUCUACUAUUGCAAUAGAUGUUUAGAAUCGAUUUGCUCGGAUUGCGCUCUCUUCCAGCAUAAGGAUCAUAACAUCGAGAAGAUCUCUAUCAUCUACAACAAGUGUCUUGAGAUUAUCAAAGUAGAAGAAGAAGCAUUAAAGAAAAGACAAGAAGAGUUAAUAGAAUUGUCAGCGUUUUUAGAGUCAGACUCCAACCAAUUGGAUCAAAACAAGAAGGAGGUUGAAGAUGAAAUGUUAAAGGUUCUAGAUGAUAUUAAAACGAGAUUGGAUGAAGAAGUAGAUCAACGUUUCUCUGUAAUUUUAAAUUCACAACAAAAGCUAAAUAAUGAAUUGACACAUUUAGAUUAUUUAUAUGAUAGAUUGGUGCAGCAUUAUAAACGAUCACCGAGUGAAUUUAUAAAGUCAAGUCCGCAGCUCACUAGGAAUCUACAGGAGAUACACAAGAAUUCGAUUCUCGAGAUUUACAAACCGGUCAAUACCGAUCUACAAUCAGAGUUGUCGCCACAGUACGAAACUAGAUUGUUGAAACUAAAGGAUUUCCUCAACUCUUCGCAGCCAUUCAUCAAUCGUAUCAACUACUUUGGAACCACCUGGGAAUUGAAAUGCGGUAUCGACGAAGAUAACAUCUAUUUGAAUCUUAAACUACUUGAAACUCCUUUAAGUGCCAAAUAUUUUUAUAGAUUUACAAUUAUUAAUCAGAAAUCAAGUAUAAACAAAGAAUAUGAAUCAUCAUUUCCUUUGGAUGCUGGUAAUUCACUUUUCAUUCCAAAUUUCUCAACAAAAGAUCAAUUGAUUGAAGACGGUUUAAUUUUGUUGGAAACAGAUAUUUUGUUGUUAGAGUUUUCAUUUAAACCAAAGAAUUACUAUUUCUUGACGAAUGACCUCAAGUAUUAUAUUACGAUGUUGGAGACUCAGAAUAGUAUACUGAGGAGUACAAACAAUCAAUUAAAGGUAUCGAAUGAAAGUCUAAUACAUAGUGGAAAUAGUAUAAUUAGUAUAAAUAGCAAUGGCAAUAACAAUAGUAGUAGUAGUAGUAGCAACAACAGUAUAGGCAGUAACAACAGCAACGGUAAAAACAACAAGUUGAUUACCUCCUAUGACUAUGACAAAUCACCGAGAAUGGUAUCUGAAGAAGAGUAUUUUGGUGACGAUGAACUCGAUGAUGUUGUUGACAAUGAACAGCAUCAUCAACAACAACAACAACAAAAGAAUAAUAAUAAUAAUAGUAAUAAUAGUAGUAGAAAGAGUCCAAAUUCAACAUUGCACUAUCUUAAUUUGAAAUACAAUAGAGAAAAGGACGAAGACGAAGAAGAAGAAGAAGACGACGAAAGUGAUAGUGAUGAAUCAGACAAUGAUGACUAUGAUGAAGAUGUCAAUCAAGACAAUGAUGAAGACGAGGAAGAUGACAGCGAUGAAGACGAAGACGAAGACGAAGAAGAUGAAGACGAUUCGAUAUCGCUUGCUCUAACCUCUUCAAACCUAAUCGAUCAAGACUCUAUAUCUGGCACAGAGAGUGAAGACAUAUUUCAUCUGAAUCGUCAUCGUAGACGACGCCCUUAUCAUCUCGGACAAUCAUACACCUAUAAAUAUAGCGGCAACAAAACAAAACAUAUCAAUGACAUUGAUAUUAAUAUUAUGAAUAGUAAUAGUAAUGACAUUGACAUUGACGAUAAUCAAAUACCACAUGUACAUAUUAAUCACGUUAAUAAUAAUAAUAAUAAUAAUAAUAAUAGCAAUAACAACAACAAUAGUAGUAGCAGUAAUAACAAUAGUAAUAAUAAUAGUAAUAAUGGUAGUAAUAGUGAUAAUAAUAAUACCAUUAGUGAAAGCAAUAGUCUUAAUACCAGUUCACAAUGGGAUUUACAAUCUCAGUUCAACUCUUUACAUAUUAGCAGUGGCAAGUCACGUAAUGCCAACAACAACAUCAACAACAACAAUGGCAAUAGCAAUUACUUUACCGAUAUAGAUGAUAGUUUCAGAAUUGACCAGUCACACGAGAACACAGAGAAUGAAAUGGGUUACGAUGAAAUGGAACCAAUUCCCGACAUUCAACCAACAACGACCAACAGUACUUCCUCUCAGCAUCAAGUAUCUAGAAUUCAACCAUUAGCACUUUCAUCUACUCAUGAACUUGAUCGUGAUGAUCUAGAAGAUGUUGAUGAUGACGGUGAAGAUGACGAUGAAGAUGUUGAUGACGACGAUGAUGUAGACUCCUCAAACCUAGAGGAGGAACAAGAAGAAAUAGAUAUCAUAGAUCCAUAUGAAUUGAAUACCGACGAUGACGACGACGACGACGAUGAAGAAGAGAUCAUCUACAGCGAAGACCAAGACCAAUAUCUAAGUGCUGAGGAAGGUGAUGAUGAUGACCAUAUCAACAUCCACCGACAUCAUCAAAUCCACAACUACACCGUCGACGACUAUGAUGACGAUCCAUUCGAUUCAGAUGUAGAAUAUCAACCAACCGAAGAAGAGGAAAUCUAUAUUGACCAAGAUCAUGGAAUAUCAACGAUUCUAAAUGUAACAACUACCAACAACAACAACAGCAAUAUUAUUAAUAACGAUAAUAAUAAUAGUACGAACAAUAUAAAUAGUAAUAAUAAUCGUAAUAAAUCACCAUCACCACCAACAACAACAACAACAACAAUAACAACACUUUCAAUACCAUUGCCUUUUAAUAAUACUAUCCAAACUCAUAGCAAUAGCAACAGCACAAACCAGCAAUAG
Messenger RNA from Heterostelium album PN500, 3012 nucleotides. RefSeq lists its product as uncharacterized. NCBI's taxonomy places the organism in Eukaryota, Evosea, Eumycetozoa, Acytosteliales, Acytosteliaceae. The record is from RefSeq and is a predicted model, not a curated record. Gene Ontology annotation, biological process: negative regulation of centriole replication; protein autoubiquitination. The transcript is spliced from 7 exons. Gene Ontology annotation, cellular component: aggresome; peroxisome. Bases 1 to 3012 code for a protein of 1003 amino acids. Gene Ontology annotation, molecular function: tumor necrosis factor receptor binding; ubiquitin protein ligase binding; zinc ion binding.